AUGGUGCACUACGUGGACGUACACCUGCCGUGGACGCACUCCCUCUGCGCCUGCUGCCUCCCCCGCAUGCUCCGCCCCGCCCCUCCCGUCGCCUUCCAAAUCUCCUCGCUCACCUCCCUGCGCAAGCACCUGCAGCAGCCGGUGCCGCCCUCCAUGCCGCCCUUCCUCUUCGGCCACAAGCCCCCGUGCUUCAUCACCGCCUACUCCGCCACCGUCCGGCUCUCCGCCCCUCCUCCCCGCCCUCCAGGCCGUUCUGCUGCCUCCGAAGAGCGUGCAGCAGCACCGUCGGUGAAGCAACAGUAUCGGUGGAAGGUGGACUCGGCUCCUGUGGUUGCAGCUGAUGCCAUGAUGCUCGAGUGGAUGGCAGAGCCACGUCUGGCGUUUCAGUUCGGCGCGGGGCGGCAGGCUAGGGGCGACUGCUUGGCAUCGCUGCUGCUGCAGGUGUUGGGAUUGAAGGGGAAGGAACAGCUGGAGACCGGCUUUGCUGCCCACCUGCUGCCGCUGCUGCCGGGGGGAAGGCACGCGCAUGGGCAGGCUGGAGGGGGAGGGGGAAGGCAGGGUACGGAGAGGGGAAGUGUGGAGGAGUGGAGGGAGGGGUUGGGAGGGGUGGAGUGGGAGGAGUAUGUGCAGCGCGUGGGGGAGAUUGUCGCCCAGGGAGGUCUUGCAGGCCAGCAGUACCGCUGCUGCUGCUCGCAGUGUGGUGAAGGCGAGGGAGCUGAGGGAAGCUCGACUGAGACUACGCCAUUCGCCCGCGCUGCUGCUAUCGUCUUCUCGGAUUGUGCUGGCAGCCGCCACAAGGAGAGCGUGGAAGGCGCUGCUGUGGAGGAGGCAGUCACCGACUUUCAGGGGGGAGAGAAGCACAGAGGGCAGUGGAGAAGGUUUGGCAAGGAUGGUCUGGGAGGAGUUUCCAGGGGGGACAGGGCAGUAGUGGCUGAGGUAGUGAAGGACACUGUGGGAAAGUUUUUUGGACAGAGCACCUUCCACGUGGGGGCGUUUCGUGGCGACAGGGAGUUGGACAAGGAGGAGGUGCAGAAGGAGUACAAUGUGAGGGAGUUCCACCCGCCCCCGGCCCAAGUGGACACCUUUACGGUUCGCUCUCCUUACCUCCCUGGUGGCGAGAUCACUGUGCAGGUCAACACAAGUGGUCCCAUCUUCCCCACGCUGGGCCACCGUGUGGAGGAGUUUUUGAGAAGGUUCGCCCCUGCAAGGCUGGCAAGGGAGGGCAGGAACGGCCCUCUGGCCAAGGCUAUCAUCUCCUGGGCUGGCCGCUCGGGCCUCGGGGAUCGAGCCUGGGCUGCUAUGGCUCUGGGCCGGUAUGCUCACGGCAAGAUAAAGCCCAUCUUGCGGUCUGAAGCUAAGGUGGAUGUGUAUAUAAAGCUGAUCGCAAACGCCGUUUCUUCCAUUCCUGUCUGCAGCCGCUGCCACCGCUGCAUUUGCAUAUACUACCUGGCUGUAAACUACACCUCGCUCGUCGCCACUUUCGCCUACCGCCCCUCGUCCGCGCUGCUGCGCUGCCUCCUCUCGCUUUUCCCGGCCCGCUCGUCCCGCUUCAGAGAGCUCCUGGAGAAUCUGGGCGUGGCGCCUGUCCCGGCGGUGGUCCCGGACUCGCUGGUGGCGGCGCUGCUGGAAGGCGUGGAGGGGGAGAAGCAGCAGCAGCAGCAGCAGGGGGGGGAGGAGUGGAGGAUGUGGGAGGAGGUGGACAGCUGGUGCAUGGCGGCUGGGAACGCUUGGCCUGCUGUGGAGGCCCACGACUCGCCGCUGCAGAUGGGAGCAGGUAAAAGGGUUGGGCGUGUGGAGGGGGAGGUGUCGGAUGAGUGCUGUGAGGGCAUGAGGUGCGCAAUGAAGGACGCUGGGAAGCGGCAGAAGGGGAGGGUAGGGGCGUGGUACCUGGUGCCGUGGCCGGGGGGGGUGAAUCCUCUGGCAUGUUUGAGGGAGAUGCUGCUGGGGGAGACCAGCUACUGCCCCCAGGCCCACGUGGAUGCUGGUGCUGCAGCUGUUGGCGGUGCUGCUGCUGCUGCCCCUGGUGAGGGGCGCAGUAGCAAGGGAGGGCAGCGUGGGUGUGUGUCGGCACAGUGUGGCAGCGAAGGAGGGCCGCGAGGCUGUGCCUCCCCGCGGUGUGGCAAGGUGGAAGGGGUGGGGGUGCAGCUCAAGGUGUGUGCGCGCUGCGAUAAGGCUGCCUACUGCAGCAGGGAGUGCCAUAACUCCCACUGGCCCUCGCACAAGCUCAUAUGUCAGGUCAAGGGGAAGGAAAAGGUAGAGGAAUAA
Messenger RNA from Closterium sp. NIES-65, 2265 nucleotides. Lineage: Eukaryota; Viridiplantae; Streptophyta; Zygnematophyceae; Desmidiales; Closteriaceae. The record is from the annotation of a GenBank genome assembly.